AUGCCAAACCCCUCACAGGCUGGAGCUGCUAAUGGUGUGCUUCCUGCCCCGUCAACAAUCCUCCAGAAGAAUGCGCCUCAAUCAGCCGCUCGAGGCGGGCCCAAAGGCACUCCUCCGAAGCCAAAGUUGAAGUUCUGCAUACGCAGACUUCCCCCAGGUCUUACAAAGAGUGAGCUAGAGGAGACACUGGGUGACGAAUGGAAGCCUGGCAAUGGUAGAGUUGACUGGGCCAAUUUCAGAAAGGGCCGGACCUCUACAGAUCUUACAAAAACUUCUAAGCCAUCUCGAUAUUUGCUUCAUCUCACGGACUCUGCUUAUGUCGCUAUUCUUCAUGAUAAGGUCAAACAAACGACCUUUAUUGACGCUCGUAACACAGGAAAGGACCCUGUAUUAAUUGCACCGCCUUCACUUGAGCAUGCUCUGUACGCGAGAAUACCUACAGGUCGUCGCGUCAGACACGAUGCUCGCCAAGGACAGAUCGAUCAAGACCCGGAAUACCAGGACUUCCUCAUGAGCUUGACUAACCCUGUCAACAAGCCGAGUGCUUCAGAAGCAUCUGACCUAUCUGCUCAGAAAGGAGAGAAAGUUACUACUACCCCACUCAUCGAACACUUAAGAGAAAAGAAGGCCAAAGAGAAGCCCGGAUCGAAGCUGUCCAAGCACGCACGAGGUGAAUCCAAGGACGAAAAGCCGGACAGAAAGCUUAAGAUUGGUAAAGAUGGUGGCAUUGUAGAAAAGCCUAAAAAGUUGAGCCGCAAAGAAGCGGCUAAAGAAGCCGUCAAAGUCCUCAACAAAGAAGUUGGAAGCGCGUCUGUCGGCGCAAAAUCUCAGGAGAAUAUCCCACCUGCAGGCUCGACCUCGGAAAAAAAACGUGAGCGUGGUAGUACUGCAGCAGCAAAGGCACUGCUCCAGCGUGAUCUUGGCAUAGGUCCAGCGCCAGUCAAGGGACGUCGUGGUGCAAAGAGAGAGACAACCGCCGAAUCAGCAGCCAAGAGCGGAGAACCAACAGUUUCGGUCAAAGAUAGGGAAAUCGCUGGUGUGACUCCAACUCCGGAGAAAGGUGUUGUUUCGGGAGAGUCGUCCCGACCACUGAAGGAGAAAGGUCGUUUCUCUCGCGCUGAAAGAAGAGCGCACAAAGCAGCAAUCGCUGAAAAUAAAGACCGAGUCGAGACACCCGCGGAUGACGCCUCAAAGGUCAAACCCCCUGUAGCACCCACGAUAUUGAGGAAGCCUGCGAAUGUUCCAAAGCCUGUUAGUGCUUCUGCAUUACCCCCAACAGGACCCAAAUUGCCAUCAGCAACCCCGAAAGGACCUGCAGCUUCGCGACAAGCGCCGCCAAUUUCUGUUCCACCGUCAGUUUCGGGGGAUGCUGCUACCACACUAGCUCCGACUGGCAAACAGGGAUUUCUCAAACAUGCCAAUCCGUCUCAAGGAAUUACUGAGCCCCUGAUCGAAGCUGCUUUGUCGGCUUUUGGUGCCGUCGAAAGAGUCGAGAUCGACAAGCGUAAGGGCUUCGCUUAUGUUGAGUUUGUCGAGCCGGAGGGAUUACAGAAGGCGAUCGCUGCUAGUCCCGUCAAGAUUGCUCAGGGAGCCGUUCAGGUCCUCGAGCGAAAAGACCGUCCGGCCAAAAGAAUUGCACCUACUCAGGUGUUGCCGAGCCCCCCUACGGCACCAAGGGGAAACACCGUACGGGGUGGGGCCUUUGCUGGCAGAGGCCGUGGUGGUGGUCGAGGCGGUAUCAUUGGCAGAGGUGGGCGAGGACCCCAGUCUAUCAACCCUCCUCAAGGAGCUCCAACACCGGCGGGCGACAGCCAAGGUCUCCCGUUAGCAGUCCCGAAUGCCACAACGUCUGAAGUUUCCACAUUAGCCACCACAUCUACUUCCAUUACUGCGGCUCCUUGA
Pseudovirgaria hyperparasitica is the source of this 1902-nucleotide messenger RNA. RefSeq lists its product as uncharacterized. The record is from RefSeq and is a predicted model, not a curated record. The coding region runs from base 1 to 1902 and encodes 633 amino acids. Lineage: Eukaryota; Fungi; Ascomycota; Dothideomycetes; Acrospermales; Acrospermaceae. Gene Ontology annotation, biological process: nuclear-transcribed mRNA catabolic process, nonsense-mediated decay; positive regulation of translation. Gene Ontology annotation, cellular component: nucleolus; cytoplasm. Gene Ontology annotation, molecular function: mRNA binding. The transcript has 2 exons.